Molecule: messenger RNA, 1900 nt
Organism: Cajanus cajan (pigeon pea)
Lineage: Eukaryota; Viridiplantae; Streptophyta; Magnoliopsida; Fabales; Fabaceae
Source: RefSeq, a predicted model, not a curated record
UCUGGUAACAUGAUUUGCCUGCUUCUCCAUGCUUUUGAAAAAAAACAUUUAAUGAAUUAGUGUAGCUAGGCAAUAGGGAUAGGUAUGCCAUACACACAUUUUAGGGGUUCUCACUCUUUGAGUGGUUCCAUGGCACUUAAUGAGGCUUAAUCCUACCACAUAGCCACCACUUUUCCCUUAAAUAACCAUUACUCUGUGUGUUAAGUGUUAGUAACUGUUAAUUGUAAGUAUGGGCUUAAUACUUAACCACCUCAAUAGGUUUAUGAGCACUGAAGUGGUUGCCUUCUCUAACUACCCAUUUUAUGCAUGUCAGUAUGCCACAUCGCUUCAGUUGUUGCCUUUUUGGGUAACUUUGUUGUACCAGAUGUUGCAAAUAUGAAAUAUGAAGUUGAAUUUUCCUCCGGGAAUGAAUUUCUGGAGACUCAGGGUAAGGACUUAUCCGACAAUGUGCCUGGUGGAAAGGACAAAACUUGUCCUGAACUGGAAGAAGGUAUGUGUAUCCCACUAGAACGGAGAAGAGAAAAGGUAAGUCGAACAGGUGGUUCAUGUUCAAAGAGAUCAAGGAUGUCUGAAUCAGAACAUUCCACAAGCCUAAAUGAACUAGACGAGUCAAAGGGUAUUUCUGAAAAGCUUGGAUCGCACCACAUAAAGAAGAAAAGUCAAUUUCCGAGGCAAAAGUGUCAUUCUACCAAGCGCGGAGAGAAAAGGAACUUUAAAGUGCCUUCUUCUAUGGCUAAAUAUGAUUCACGUUGUUUGAAAUUGGGUGCCUCAAUCUUUGGUUCUGCUUAUGAAGGGAACAAUUUAUUUGUUAACUAUGGUCUGAAGCACGAUAUUCAAGAUGUCACAAAGCUUAUGGAUGUGCCAUCAUUGGAUGAACUGCUUAGAGACACUUUUGACUGCCCCAGUUUGAGCAAAGAUAAAAGGAAGUUGACGUCAAAUACCAGUGGAUUUUUUUUUAAUUCAGUUAGAAAGGCUUGCUCUCUCCUGCAGCUCCCAAAGUCUGUCCAAUCCCAAAAUAUGGCGGAGAUUGAUAGCUCCUUUUACAAGAAAAUAUCCACUAGUCAAAUGAGUUCAGUUUGUGUUGUAGAAAGUAUUAGCAAUGGGGAUAAAGAGCAGUCUUUCACAUCAGAUAUGUCUGCAUGUCACAAGGAUCUUUGUGCUGAAAACGAAUGUCCCUCUAGUCCACUAGACUUUCCAUUAUAUCAACCUAAGAAUGUCUUGGAACGGAUUGCACUCCCUCCAUCCCAGGACUUGGAAUCUUUGCUUCUUGACGUGUCCAAGCUUGGUGUUCCUGCAAAGAAUAGUAAGAAUCUACUUCCAGGCAAGCAGGUAUCUCGUCAACCUAGCUUGCCAGCCUUUCCAUGGUCACAUGCUUUUGGAACCCAUUCUAGAAUUAAUUCAGACACUGUUAAGUUAUCAACAAAUAGAAGCACAUGCCAAGGUAAAUGGGCAAGGAUAGGUGUAAUUUCUAGCUCUACUGAUAUUGGUCGUGGUUGUUUCACAAACCUUGAUUCAUUCAGUUAUGAUCAGAGCCUUGUUCCUUCAACUGGUAGUUCAAACAAUAAAGUUUGCCCAUCUUCAUUUGCUAACGUUUCUCUCUGUCAGUGGAAUUCCUCAUCUCCUGAAACACAUUCUAAAGAUUCCAAGGCUACUGCAGGUGCGCACUGUCCAAGGUUAUUAGAAGCUGCACAGACCCUGUAUGAAAUUGCAAGUUACUCACCAAGAUGGAAUUCAUAUGGAACUAUAAGGUUGCAGAAGACUUCACAUAAGGCCAUGAAAGGUAAAAACUUAAAGCCAAGGACGGAGCCAAGGGGGGACCUACGGGUGCCACGGCCCCCCCAACAAUUUUAAUUUUUUUUUAUAUACAUAUAUAUUACUAUAUGGCACCCCCUAUUUUUAA